Molecule: messenger RNA, 468 nt
Organism: Schistosoma guineensis
Lineage: Eukaryota; Metazoa; Platyhelminthes; Trematoda; Strigeidida; Schistosomatidae
Source: the annotation of a GenBank genome assembly
AUGGCAAGAGUUAGCAACGGUUUACAAAUUCCCUUAUCAUGGAUUCCAGCCAAAGAUGGUAUACUUCCAAAGAAUGCUGUUAAAGCAGAUGAAGCAAUUUAUGUGGCUCGUUGUCAAAUCGAUAAUGAUUUAAUUUGUGGCAAAUUUUCAGAGAAAUAUGGAAAAGCAUAUAUUCCACUUGACGGUAAAGAGUUGGAAUUCACAAACUAUGAAGUAUUAUGUAAUACUGGUAUUCCUGGUUGUCGAGUAGGAUAUGAAUGGAUAAUGAUGAAUGGAGGUGAUGUACCAGAAAAUGCGUUAGUUGCUGGAAUAAAUAAAUUCGGUACACCAUUGUACAUUGUAAAAGCAGUAAUUGAAGGUGAAGUAUCUGUUGGGAAAUUAAUUCAAGGUGAAAGCUCGGGAUGUUUUCCAUGGGGUGGAGAUGAGCGUAAAUGUGAAUAUUAUGAAGUACUUACUUUGAAAUAUUGA